ACAUGUGAUGCUGCCACGAGAGCUUUCAAAACAAUUGCCAAAAAAUCGUCUGAUGUCUGAAGAGGAGUGGAGACAACUUGGUAUUCAGCAAAGUCUUGGCUGGGUUCACUAUAUGAUCCAUGAGCCAGAGCCACACAUUCUGCUCUUCAGAAGACCUCUUCCAAAGAAUGAUCAGAAAUAA
Messenger RNA from Acanthisitta chloris (rifleman), 181 nucleotides. It is a transcript of the gene CKS2, whose product is annotated as CDC28 protein kinase regulatory subunit 2. The annotation marks the transcript as partial. NCBI's taxonomy places the organism in Eukaryota, Metazoa, Chordata, Aves, Passeriformes, Acanthisittidae. Gene Ontology annotation, molecular function: cyclin-dependent protein serine/threonine kinase activator activity; ubiquitin binding; protein kinase binding. Gene Ontology annotation, biological process: regulation of mitotic cell cycle. Gene Ontology annotation, cellular component: cyclin-dependent protein kinase holoenzyme complex; SCF ubiquitin ligase complex. The record is from RefSeq and is a predicted model, not a curated record. The transcript is spliced from 2 exons.